AAUUUUGAUACAGCAAAGAAAGAGACUAAAGUCUUCUUUCUCUCUCUAAAAUAAUAAACAAAGUAAAGAAUAUGAAAUUUGAAGUGUGAUCCAAGUAAUUAGUUUUAUAAUCUUCACCUUAAUUAGCUUUUCUAUGCAGUUGCUUUCACUUACGUUCAGUGAUAAGACACCCAAAAAAAAAAAAAAAACAUAAAAGAAAACAAUCAGAAGAAUCAGUAGUAAUAUUUGUAGUCAAAUUUGGCAGCUUUUUUGUUUUACUCUUUCUCUCUCUUUUGUUUCUUUUUUAACUCUCUCUGUUUUGAUGUUCUUGUUGGCAACUUACAUUAUCCAGUAAAUUGAUGAUGAGAACCAUGCAAGUUUUGAAUUCAAAUGGGAAAAACAGGACAUGGGAUUUCAUCUCCUUGGUUUCGAUCGCCAUAAUCAUCUCUUUUCUCUCAUGCCCAUGUCUCUCGGAUCCCAGAAUCACCGAAGCCAGUCUCUACUGCGGCGUCGGAAAACCUCCGGCGAAUGUGAGCGUGGUUCCGACUUUCGUCAAAGAAUUCGAGGGAUUAGCUCAAGCCAUCAACACAAGUCACUGGGCCACUCAUUUCGAUAACACUACAAAUGCGUUACUGCCCAUGUACGGAUUAGCCCAAUGUCAUCAAGACUUAUCAAAUAUGGAUUGUCUCCUCUGCUACGCCGCCAGUCGAACCAGGCUCCCCCGUUGCUUGCCUUCCGUCUCGGCUCGAAUUUACCUCGACGGUUGUUUUCUUAGGUACGAUAAUUACAGCUUCUAUAACGAGAGUACCGACCCAGUUCGUGAUUCUUACAACUGCAGCUCAGUAUCUGCGCCCUUGGAUGGUUCGAUUUCGAGGUCGAAAUUCGCAGCCGAGGUUCGGUUCGUGAUUGGUAACGCAACAAUGGCCGCCACGGCUGCAAACGGUACUGGGUUCGGCGUUGCGGCGGGAGAGGGUGUUUACGCCUUGGCUCAGUGUUGGAAAACAGUCAGUGCCGAGGGCUGCCGAGCUUGCUUGGAUAAGGCUAGUGUGGAGGCCAAGAAGUGUGUGCCUAAGAAAGAAGGGAGGAGUAUGAACGCAGGGUGUUAUCUGAGAUAUUCGACUGACAAGUUCUAUAACGAUGAGGCAGAAGCAGAUAACAGAAAGAGCAGUUCAAGAAGAAAAGGAAUAAUUAUAGCUAUUGUUCUAGCGGUUGCAGCAUUCUUAAUGCUGGCUCUGUUUGGUGCCUAUGCAGCCUAUGCUAAAAUAAUUAAGAUUAAAGCCGCUCGGCGUAACCUUGGCCUGAGUUCUUUCAGUUUUCACAAGUCUAGUGUGAGUUUCAAAUACGAAACACUUGAGAAAGCCACAGAUUAUUUCAGUCCCUCGACGAAAAUUGGACAAGGUGGAGCUGGUUCUGUGUAUAAGGGGACUCUUCCAAAUGGCAAAACUGUAGCAGUUAAGAGAUUAAUCUAUAAUACAAGGCAAUGGGUAGAUGAGUUCUUCAAUGAAGUUAAUUUGAUUAGUGGAAUGCAACACAAGAACCUUGUUAAACUUCUUGGUUGUAGCAUUGAAGGCCCUGAGAGUUUGCUGGUGUACGAGUAUGUACCCAAUAGGAGUCUGGACCACUUUCUCUUCGAGAAGAACAAGGUUCAGAUUCUCAAUUGGAAGCAGAAGUUUAACAUCAUUGUAGGAACAGCAGAGGGGCUUGCCUAUCUUCAUGGAGGUUCUAAUUUAAGAAUAAUCCAUAGGGACAUUAAAAGCAGUAAUGUUCUUCUUGAUGAGAAUCUGACUCCAAAAGUUGCAGACUUUGGACUUGUUCGUUGCUUUGGUGCUGACAAGACUCAUCUCAGCACUGGGAUUGCUGGAACACUAGGAUACAUGGCUCCAGAAUAUCUUGUUAGAGGACAACUCACAGAAAAAGCAGAUGUUUAUAGCUAUGGAGUGUUGGUUCUUGAAAUUGUUUGCGGUAGAAGAAACUGUGCUUUCACACAAGAUUCAGGCUCCCUUUUACAAACAGUUUGGAAGCUGUAUAAGUCAGAUAAGUUAGCCGAAGCUGUUGACCCAAGCACGAAAGGUGAGAUUCCAGCAAAAGAAGUAGCCAAAGUUCUUCAAAUUGGGCUUCUUUGCACCCAGGCUUCAGCUUCUUUUAGACCAUCAAUGACUGAAGUAGUUUCAAUGCUGACCAACAAGGAAAAGGAAAUACCAGCUCCAAACCAACCCCCAUUUCUAAACGCCACUGCUUUAAACCCAACCAGCUUCACUGGCUCUUACAGCUCACAGAGCUUAGUAUCAAAUUCAACCCCCAUUACUAGAGUUGAAGCUUCCUACACCUCUACAGAGAUUUCUAGUUCCAACAGUUCAGAAGGGCAAACAAGAAUAUGAGAAUUAAAUGGCAUAUAUUUAGAGAUAGUUACAAAACUAAACACUCAUGUCCAAGUACCAAGACUCAAAACAUUUUUGAGAGCAAAACCACUACUAAUCGUGCAAAUGGGAAAGAGGCAUAUUAUUUGGAUGGUUUACUCAUACACAUACUACUGCCACAAGGGUUGGUUUAACAGUGCAGUUACUCAAAUUUUUGUUAAAUACACACAAUGUUGGAAGAAUAUUUUAUAUAUUUUUUAAUGUACAGAAUCAUGGGACCACCUCCGAAAAUUGAUGCAUGCCAUUAAUUUCAAAAGUGGGAGGUGGAACAGUUUGAUUAGGACCUGCUUAAUUGUACUAGUCUCACACUCAUUGGGGUGCCUUGUUUCAUUUGUUUAAUACUAAUACUUGAGCUGUCAUAAA
Cannabis sativa is the source of this 2759-nucleotide messenger RNA. Its product is annotated as cysteine-rich receptor-like protein kinase 42. Lineage: Eukaryota; Viridiplantae; Streptophyta; Magnoliopsida; Rosales; Cannabaceae. Bases 339 to 2357 code for a protein of 672 amino acids. Gene Ontology annotation, molecular function: ATP binding; protein kinase activity. The transcript has 6 exons. The record is from RefSeq and is a predicted model, not a curated record. Gene Ontology annotation, biological process: protein phosphorylation.